AUGAAGAUUGAAUCCGUGAGAGACUCGUUUCUAAGCGACUACGAAGUGCUUCAAUUUCUGUGUCAACUUGAGCGAAAGCAUAACUGGGGACUUGAUGACGAGAACGAAGCUGAUGAGACUACGAAUUCCCACAACAGAAGAAGAAAGAAGAAACAAUAUAAUCAUCCAGAAUUACAGGCUAUAACAAGGGAUACAGUACGGUAUUUAUCCCUAGCGAAGACGGUUGGUGGUGGCGAAGAUGGUGAUGCGCCUGAAGACGCGUCACACAAGAAAUCGCCGCUCACACGUUUGAACGAUGCCCGCUUCACAGAACUCAUGGUACAGCUUAACCAAUUUCCUCUCUUCAAAGCUGAGAAGCUACAAAUUGUCAAUCAGCUUCCCACGAAUUUGGUUCAUCUUUACGCCAUUGUUGAGGAGUGUGAUGCCCGUUUCAGCGAAGAAGAAGUAAACCAGAUAUUACAAGUUGUGCAAGCGGCCUGCGCCUGA
This is a messenger RNA of Lachancea fermentati, 486 nucleotides long. The record is from the annotation of a GenBank genome assembly. NCBI's taxonomy places the organism in Eukaryota, Fungi, Ascomycota, Saccharomycetes, Saccharomycetales, Saccharomycetaceae.